AUGACUACACUCCUUCUAUUUGCCAUUCUGCCAUUGCUACUAAGCCAAGAACUUCGCCCGAUCUACAACAUCGCGCACAUGGUGAACUCUAAAGAACAAGUCAGCGAGUUUAUGGAAAAAGGGGCCAAUGCAAUUGAAUUCGACGUGCAGUUUUAUGACAACGGCACUGCGUACCGCACAUAUCAUGGAAUUCCAUGCGACUGCUUCAGAAUCUGCACUAAAAGCGCUGAAAUCGAGGACUAUUUUGAUUACAUUCGAAAUCUUACGAUUUCUGGGGGCAAAUAUUACGGAAAGUUACUACUUCUCAUGUUAGAUCUAAAGUCUUCCGACGUAUCAAUCGACAACAAACUAUCAGCCGGAGCAGAUAUUGCCAGCAAGCUGAUGGAUCAUCUCUGGAUAAAUGUUCCAUUCAAUGAAGCGGUGAAUAUAUAUCUGUCUAUCGGGCACGUGACUGACAAGGACGUAUUGAGAGGAGCUGUACAAGCCAUACAACAACGUGACGCCAAGUAUCUUGACCGCAUCGGGUUUGACGUGGGCCUGGGCGACAGCCUGGAGGACAUACGCGACAUGUACAGGGAACUGAACAUCUCCGGGCAUCGAUGGCUAGGAGACGGAGACACUAACUGCUAUUCUUUCCUGCUCCCCACGACACGACUGGAGGCGGCAAUCGCCGACAGGAAGGCCAAUAACGCCACCAGCUUUGUGGACAAAGUGUACUUUUGGACUACUGAUAGUAAGACGACGAUAAGAAAAGUACUCAGGUUGGGGGUCGAUGGUAUCAUCACCAAUCAUCCGGAAUAUCUGAGUGCAAUUAUCGAAGAAGAGGAAUUCAAGAAGACCUUGAGGCUUGCUUCCACGCAGGACAAUCCUUUUAUGAGAAUUCCGUAGUUAAAAUCCGAGAGUGGAAACACCUUUUGUUCGGACAGCGAAAUAAGAUUUCGCAAGCACUGCAGACAAAAGAACAAAAUUUUAAUUUUCUUUCCCGAG
This is a messenger RNA of Ixodes scapularis (black-legged tick), 987 nucleotides long. Its product is annotated as dermonecrotic toxin SPH-like. Bases 1 to 888 code for a protein of 295 amino acids. Gene Ontology annotation, biological process: lipid metabolic process. NCBI's taxonomy places the organism in Eukaryota, Metazoa, Arthropoda, Arachnida, Ixodida, Ixodidae. Gene Ontology annotation, molecular function: phosphoric diester hydrolase activity. The transcript has 6 exons. The record is from RefSeq and is a predicted model, not a curated record.